AUGACUCGAAGCAGUAUUUUCAAAGAAUUGGCGGAUAUCGCCAAAGAGCGAAUCAUGAUCAUUGACGGUGCCAUGGGAACGAUGAUUCAGAGAGAAUAUAUGGAAGAAAAUGAUUUCCGUGGAGAGAUUCUGAAAGAUCAUGACAAACCCUUGAAAGGAAACAAUGAUCUCCUUUCCAUAACUCGCCCUGACAUCAUUUACAAAAUCCAUAAGCUGUAUUUGGAAGCAGGCGCUGAUUUUGUCGAGACAAACACCUUCUCCGGAACUACUAUUGCGCAAGCAGAUUAUCGUUGCGAACAUCUUGUUCAUGAAAUCAAUUAUCAAUCAGCUCUCGUUGCUAGGAAAGCAUGUGAUGAUGUUGGAGCAGCUACAGGUAGACGUCGUUAUGUAUGUGGAGCAAUCGGUCCAACGAACAGAACCCUCUCAAUUUCCCCAUCAGUAGAGAAACCAGAUUUCCGUAACGUUACCUUCCAAGAACUUGUGAAAGCCUACGGAGAUCAAGCGAGAUCUCUGAUCCAAGGAGGCGUAGAUGUUCUUCUUGUUGAAACUGUUUUCGAUUCAGCCAACGCGAAAGCUGCUCUUUUUGCUAUUCGAACUCUUUUCGAAGAUGAAGGUGUUCCAGAAAUUCCAGUUUUCCUAUCUGGAACAAUUGUUGAUAUGUCUGGACGUACUCUGUCUGGUCAAACUGGAGAAGCAUUCCUUGUCUCAACUAAACAAGGAAGUCCAAUGGCAGUUGGAUUGAACUGUGCACUUGGAGCAAAAGAUAUGAGACAAUUUGUGGCGAACAUGUCAAAGUGGUCCGAUACUCUUAUUCUUUGUUAUCCAAAUGCUGGUCUCCCGAAUGCUCUCGGAGGUUACGAUGAAACUCCCCAAGAGAUGGCGGAUGUACUCCGUGAAUUUGCUCGAGACGGACUUGUGAACAUUAUCGGAGGGUGCUGUGGAACAACACCUGAUCACAUCAAUGCAAUGUAUAAAGCAGUUCAAGGAAUCAGUCCACGUAUUCCUCCAUCAGAUCCCCACGCUGGAAAAAUGUUGUUAUCUGGACUAGAGCCAUCGAUUGUUGGACCAGAAACUAAUUUCGUCAAUAUUGGAGAACGAUGUAAUGUUGCGGGAUCUCGCCGUUUCUGUAACUUGAUCAAGAAUGAGAAUUACGAUACUGCAAUUGAUGUAGCACGCGUACAAGUAGACAGCGGAGCCCAAAUUCUUGAUGUCAAUAUGGAUGACGGACUUCUUGAUGGACCAUAUGCUAUGGCAAAGUUCCUUCGGCUUAUAUCAUCAGAACCUGAUGUUGCCAAAAUUCCAGUUUGCAUCGACUCUUCUGAUUUCGAUGUUAUCAUCGCUGGUCUUGAAUCUACACAAGGAAAAUGUGUUGUAAAUUCAAUCUCAUUGAAAGAAGGAGAAGAAAAGUUCAAAGAGCGUGCCAGAAUUGUGAAAAGGUACGGAGCAGCUGUUGUUGUUAUGGCGUUCGAUGAAGAGGGACAAGCUGCAGAGACUGAGAGAAAGUUCGAAAUCUGCGAAAGAUCGUACAGAAUUCUGACCGAAGAAGUUGGAUUCAACCCGAAUGAUAUCAUUUUCGAUGCAAACAUUCUCACAAUUGCUACAGGAAUGGAAGAACACUCGAACUAUGGAAUGUAUUUCAUUGAAGCAACUCGAAUGAUCCGAGAGAAUCUCCCAGGUGCUCAUGUUUCUGGAGGAGUUUCGAAUAUUUCGUUCUCAUUCCGUGGAAUGGAAGCAAUCCGUGAGGCAAUGCACUCCGUUUUCCUCUUCUAUGCAAUCAAAGCUGGAAUGGAUAUGGGAAUUGUAAACGCUGGAGCUCUUCCAGUAUACGAAGACAUUGAUAAACCAUUACUUCAACUUCUUGAAGACUUAUUGUUCAAUCGGGACCCAGAAGCGACUGAAAAACUUCUUGUUGCUGCUCAGGAAAUGAAGAAAGAUGGAAAAAAGAGUGACACAAAAACAGACGAAUGGAGAACUACUACUGUAGAAGAACGUUUGAAGUUUGCUCUUGUCAAAGGAAUCGAUCAAUUCGUGGUUGCUGAUACUGAAGAAGCCCGACAGAAUACUGAGAAAUAUCCGAGACCACUGAAUGUCAUUGAACGACCAUUAAUGGAUGGUAUGGCAGUUGUCGGAGAACUAUUCGGAGCCGGUAAAAUGUUCCUUCCUCAAGUCAUCAAGUCUGCUAGAGUGAUGAAAAAAGCUGUUGCUCAUCUUCUCCCAUUUAUGGAUGCUGAAAGACAAGCCAAUAUUGAAAAGCUGGGUUUAACCGAAGAAGAAAGCCCAUAUCAAGGUACUGUUGUAAUUGCUACAGUAAAAGGAGAUGUGCAUGAUAUCGGAAAGAAUAUUGUGGCUGUUGUGUUAGGAUGUAAUAAUUUCAAAGUUGUUGAUCUUGGUGUUAUGACUCCGUGCGAAAACAUUAUCAAAGCUGCAAUUGAAGAAAAAGCAGAUUUCAUUGGACUUUCCGGACUCAUCACACCAUCUCUUGACGAAAUGGUUCAUGUUGCGAAAGAAAUGAGUAGAGUUGGAUUGAAGAUUCCGCUUCUUAUCGGAGGAGCAACAACUUCAAAAACCCACACUGCUGUCAAAAUCGCUCCAAGAUAUCCGCAUCCAGUUGUUCAUUGUUUGGAUGCUUCGAAAUCAGUUGUUGUCUGUUCUUCCUUAUCUGAUAUGACUGUUCGUGAUGCUUUCUUGCAAGAUUUGAAUGAGGAUUAUGAGGAUGUUCGUCAAGAACACUACGAAUCGCUGAAGGAUAGACGUUUCACCGCCCUCGGAAAGACUCGAGAAAAAAAAUUCAAUAUUGACUGGAACAAGUUCACCGCCGUCAAACCGUCAUUCGUCGGUCGCCGUGAAUAUCAGAAUUUCGAUCUCAACGAACUGAUCCCAUACAUUGAUUGGAAACCGUUCUUCGAUGUUUGGCAAUUGAGAGGGAAAUAUCCAAAUCGCAGUUAUCCGAAAAUCUUCCAUGAUGCUGAUGUUGGAGCGGAAGCGAAAAAAGUUUUUGACGAUGCCCAAAAAUGGCUCAAGAAAUUGAUCGAUGAAAAAGUUCUCACGGCCAAUGCGGUAGUUUCCUUCCUUCCCGCGGCUUCUGAAGGAGAUGAUAUCCAUGUAUACGAUCCAGAAAAUGGAAAUAAACUUGACACUUUCUUCGGACUCCGACAACAAUCAGGACGCGAACAUGAUCAAUCGCACUUCUGCUUGUCUGAUUUCAUCAAACCAUUGAAAAGUGGUGUCCCAGACGACUACCUCGGUCUAUUUGCAUGCACUGCUGGUCUUGGAGCAGAGGAAUACUGUAAAGUUCUCGAAGAGAAUCACGAUGAUUAUGCAUCGAUCAUGGUUAAAGCUCUUGCUGAUCGUCUCGCUGAAGCGUAUGCUGAAUAUCUUCAUAAAGAAGUUAGAACUAAUCUCUGGGGUUACUCUACAAAUGAACAACUUACUGAAACGGAUCUUCUAUCUAUCAAAUAUGAAGGAAUUCGUCCAGCAUGUGGAUAUCCUUCUCAACCGGAUCAUACAGAGAAACGAACGCUUUGGAAGUUACUAGAAGCCGAAAAGAAUGGAAUUAUUCUUACCGAGCAUUUGGCAAUGCUUCCAGCUGCUUCGGUAUCAGGACUCUAUUUUGCCAAUCCACAGAGUCAGUAUUUCGCUGUUGGAAAAAUUGAUGAAGAUCAGGUGAUUGACUACGCUACAAGAAAGAAUGUGCCGAAAGAAGAAAUCGAACGUUGGCUCUCACCAAUCAUUGGUUAUGAAACAGAAUAA
This is a messenger RNA of Caenorhabditis remanei, 3750 nucleotides long. RefSeq lists its product as uncharacterized. Gene Ontology annotation, molecular function: methionine synthase activity; cobalamin binding; zinc ion binding. The record is from RefSeq and is a predicted model, not a curated record. The transcript has 9 exons. Gene Ontology annotation, biological process: pteridine-containing compound metabolic process. Bases 1 to 3750 code for a protein of 1249 amino acids. NCBI's taxonomy places the organism in Eukaryota, Metazoa, Nematoda, Chromadorea, Rhabditida, Rhabditidae.